AUGCUACAGGAUGACAAUGGAACUGAAUUCUUUUCUGAAGGGGCAAAAGGAAACUUGGAUGCAGAGUAUUUUACAAAUCUCUUCAUGAGCUCCAAUCCCCAUGAUUUGGAAUCCCUUCUGGAUCGUUUCGAAGGCAGAGUGUCUCUAGAGAUGAAUGAGAUGCUGACCAAACCAGUCUCCCAAGAGGAGAUCAGAGUGGCAGCUUUCAAUGUCAGAGGAUCUAGUGCUCCAGGUGAAGAUGGGUUAACUGGAACAUUUUAUAAAAAAUUCUGGCACGUGGUGGGUCCUUCUGUUGUUGCUGAAGUUCAAAGUUUCUUCAACUAUGCGGUCCUACUGGCUGGUUGGAACCACACCCAUCUAUAUCUGCUGCCAAAAAUUCAGAAACCAACCAAGAUGUCUGAUAUGCGACCUAUUAGCUUAUGCUCUGUGCAGUAUAAAAUAGUGUCAAAGAUACUUUGCCAAAGGUUGAAAUCGGUUAUGCCUGAUAUUAUCUCUGAGACACAAGGUGCUUUCGUCUCUGGUCGGCUCAUCUCUGACAACAUUCUUGUGGCCCAUGAGAUGGUCCAUGGACUUAGAACGAACGAAGCAAUUGGGAAGCAGUAUAUGGCGAUCAAAACGGAUAUGUCCAAGGCCUAUGAUAGGGUCGAAUGGCAAUUUUUGGAAGCACUUCUUGAGAAAAUCGGGGUUAAUAGAAGAUGGGUUAAUUGGGUGAUGUCUUGUGUUAGCACAGUAUCUUAUACGGUCUUGCUGAAUGGUCAGACUCAUGGCUUCAUCAAACCGGAGAGAGGGAUUCGCCAGGGAGAUCCUAUGUCUCCAUUUCUCCUUAUACUGUGCACAGAAGCAUUAGUGCAUGCUCUGAAUAUGGCUGAGAAGAAAGGUGAUCUACAUGGCAUCAGACUUGGACGGCAAGGCCCUGCAGUACAUCACCUACUGUUUGCUGAUGACUCGCUGCUGAUGUGUAAGGCUUCCAAGGAGGAGAGCUUAGUCAUUAUUGAUUGUCUCAGACGCUAUGGUGAAGCAUCAGGACAGGUGAUAAACAAGCUGAAAUCUUCAGUAAUCUUUGGUGCCAAGGUAUCAGAGCAAGACCGAGCCGAGAUCAAAAGGAUUUUGGAGAUAGAUAAAGAAGGAGGUGGUGGUACUUAUUUAGGAUUACCUGAAUGUUUCCAAGGUUCAAAGGUAGAGCUUUUAAACUUUAUCCGUGAAAAGCUUCAUGGGAGGUUGAAUGGAUGGUAUGCAAAGGCCCUCUCGCAAGGAGGAAAAGAAAUUUUACUUAAGUCUAUUGCUCUUGCGCUCCCUGUUUAUGCUAUGUCAGUUUUCAAGUUGCCCAAAGAUCUUUGUGACCGGCUCACUAGUGCGAUGAUAGAGUAUUGGUGGAGUGGUGGGUUUAACAGGAAGAAAAUUUCUUGGGUGGCGUGGCAGAAGCUCUGUAAAAGCAAAGAUGAAAGUGGUUUGGGUUUCCAUGAUAUCAGCAGAUUCAAUCAGUCUUUACUAGCUAAACAAGCCUGGCGCAUCUUAAUAUACCCAGAGUCUCUUGUCGCUAAAGUUCUCAAAAGCAAGUAUUGGAAGAAUGGAGAAUUUAUGGAGUGUGGUCUCAGCUUAAGACCAUCUUUCGCUUGGCGAAGUAUCCUACAUGGCAGAGAGCUGUUGGAAAAAGGCCUACUGAGAAGAGUGGGAGAUGGCUCUACGACUUAUGCUUGGACUGAGAACUGGAUUAUGGGGCCACUUCCUAGACCUCCAUUGUACCGAAUGGAUGCACAAGUAGAUCUGACUCUUAUGGUUCCAGACCUUCUGAUUCCAAACUCCAACUUGUGGGAAGCGUCAAAGAUCAGAAGUUUAUUUGUAGAAGAAGAUGCCAACACCAUUUUGAAUAUGACAGUGGAAAGGCACAAGCCUGCUGCGCUCAUGUGGGGUCUCACUAGUCAUGGAGCCUACUCCUCUCAAUCUGGCUACAAACUAACGGAGACUCUUACCAGCUUAAACUCCUCGCACCACCACGGCCUUCCGUCUGUGGAGAAAAUGCUAUGGAAAAGUAUAUGGAAAUUGCAAACGUCUCCAAAGAUUCGACACGUUGUGUGGAGGGCAUUAGCUGGAGCAUUAGCAGUCUCAGAUCAACUGAGAUCACGUGGUUUACAGGUUGAUACUACAUGUAAGUCAUGUGGGAUGGGUCGUGAAACGAUAUGUCAUACCUUAUUCUCUUGCUCAACAGCUCGAGAUGUUUGGAGUGCUGCGAACCUCCCAUUACCUCCUCGUGGCCUGUCUACAACCUCUGUGUUUCUGAACCUUCACCACUUGGUCGCUUGCACAAGAAGUAGAGACAUCACUGUUAAGCUCAAACGGAGUAUUCCAUGGUUGUUAUGGCACAUCUGGAAAGCUAGGAAUGGUUUGAUGUUUGAAAAAAUCCGGUUAUCUCCAUCUUCUAUUGUUAACAAGGCCGAGGAAGAGGCUGAAUCCUGGUUUAAUGCUAACUUUCCAGAAGAGAACAUGAUCCAGUACCAGACCCUGUAUAACCAUCAACGCAUCGUCUGGCAAGCUCCUCCGCCAGGAAUGCUUAAAUGUAACAUUGGUGUUUCCUGGGUGAGUGGGUCAGUUAACUGUGGAGUCUCCUGGAUCACUCGUGACACAAGAGGGAAAGUCCUAAUGCAUAGUCGUCGAUCUUAUUCUAUGGUGCAAUCGCGUGAAGAGGCUGAACUAUAUGCUAUCUUAUGGGCAAUAGAAAGUAUGCAGACCUUAAGACUUGAUAACAUCAUUUUCAAGACUUCCUUUACUCAUGCACGACGCUGUUUAUAUCGUUGGGAUGGUCAGGUAUGUGCUCCUGAAUCCUACCGAAUUUUAAACAUCAUCAACUCAAAGUUACAGCUAAUAUCGGCAUGGAGCCUAGACUAUGUUCUUCCAGCAAGCAACUCCAUUGCUUCGAGAAUCGCAGUAAGUGUGACUUCGAAUCAUCUAUACCAAUCUUAUAUCGCAAGGAGUGGACCUUCUUGGCUUCAUCAGGCGAUAGGAGAAGAAACUUGA
This is a messenger RNA of Brassica oleracea var. oleracea, 3012 nucleotides long. RefSeq lists its product as uncharacterized. The coding region runs from base 1 to 3012 and encodes 1003 amino acids. NCBI's taxonomy places the organism in Eukaryota, Viridiplantae, Streptophyta, Magnoliopsida, Brassicales, Brassicaceae. Gene Ontology annotation, molecular function: nucleic acid binding; RNA-DNA hybrid ribonuclease activity. The transcript has a single exon. The record is from RefSeq and is a predicted model, not a curated record.